GAGAGCUUUCCUCUUUCGGCUCCCACCCCGCUCCGCCAUCAUCAAGUCCCGAACAAAAACGAAUGAGAGUCGAGCAAAAUGACGAGAACGCGGCCUGGGAACGGUGCUCACAGGCAACUCUAAAAGUAAUGACACCUCGAAGUGGCCCGCGGAAUGGAGCCGUGAAAGUGAAUGAACCAGUUCCUUGUUAAUGUCGUCCCGGGCCGUUUGCGGCGGUAGGUUGUUUGGUUAGCGCUUGCAGCUAACGAACGAAUCCGACUGAAGGGAUCCCUCGUCGGCUGUGCCACUGGCUAGAUUCGCUGACCCGGUGCUAUCUGCGAGCUGUCAGCGCACUUGACCGUCGUAUUACUAAUGUCAUCGCGAGAUGAAUCACUAGCUGUCCGACUGACCGGGAGCUUCGGGAUGGCGAGGAGGCAGUAUGGUGUUUAUUCGUGUUGAAUAGACAUCAGCGACGAGCGAAAGGGAGCCAGACCACUAUUUUCCAGCAGGCCAGUCAGCUAGCUUCCGCUAGCUACAGUGGAUCCCAUAAACCACGGCGCUGGCCAUGCCAUCGAGUGUGCGGGCCGGGAGCCUGAAGGACCCGGAGGUGGCUGAGCUGUUCUGCAGGGAGGAUCCUGAGAAGCUCUUCACAGACCUGAGGGAGAUUGGACAUGGCAGCUUCGGAGCGGUCUAUUUUGCCCAUGACAUCCGCACCAAUGAGGUGGUGGCCAUCAAGAAGAUGUCUUACGGAGGCAAACAGUCGAACGAGAAAUGGCAGGACAUUAUCAAGGAAGUGAAGUUUCUUCAGAAGCUGCGUCACCCAAACACUGUUGAGUAUCACGGCUGCUACUUGAGAGAGCACACAGCAUGGCUGGUGAUGGAGUACUGUCUGGGCUCAGCCUCAGAUUUGUUGGAAGUCCACAAAAAACCCCUCCAAGAAGUGGAAAUAGCGGCCAUAACCCAUGGGGCAUUGCAAGGACUGGUUUAUCUUCACUCGCACAACAUGAUUCACAGAGAUGUGAAGGCAGGAAACAUCUUGCUCACAGAACCAGGACAGGUGAAGCUGGGAGACUUUGGUUCUGCCUCCAUUGUUGCGCCAGCCAACUCCUUUGUGGGGACACCUUACUGGAUGGCCCCAGAAGUGAUCCUGGCCAUGGAUGAAGGUCAAUAUGAUGGAAAGGUGGAUGUGUGGUCUCUUGGCAUUACCUGCAUUGAGCUGGCGGAAAGGAAGCCUCCUCUAUUCAACAUGAAUGCGAUGAGUGCCUUAUAUCACAUCGCCCAGAAUGAGAGUCCUGUGCUGCAGUCAAAUCACUGGUCAGAUUACUUCCGCAAUUUUGUGGAUUCCUGUUUGCAGAAGAUCGCCCAGGACAGACCUACCUCCGAUGUGUUGCUCAAGCACCAUUUCCUAUGCAGAGAGCGUCCCAUGACUGUAGUGAUGGACCUCAUUGCACGCACCAAGGAUGCUGUCCGUGAACUAGACAACCUUCAGUACCGGAAAAUGAAGAAAAUCCUCUUUCAUGAGGCCCACAAUGGUCCUGCUCCAGAAGGAGGUGACGAAGAAGAGGAUGUGGAGCAGUACAUGCUACGCACAGGUACAGUCAACAGCAUGGAGAGCUCCCACUCGCUACCGUCCAUGUCCAUCAGCGCCAGCUCCCAGAGCAGCUCAGUAAACAGCCUGGCCGAUGGUUCUGAUGACAGCGGGGAGAUGGCCAUGAUGCAGGAAGGAGAGCACACAGUGACCUCCAACAGUUCCGUCUUGCACAAGCCACUGAGCCAUGACAAUAUCUAUGAUGACCCCUAUCAACCAGAGGUUGACUCCCAAAGGGAGGCUUCCUCUGCUGGUGGUGGUGGUGGAGGAGGAGGAAGACGUCGUCGCAGAGACCACUUUGCUACCAUCAGGACAGCAUCUCUUGUCACUCGUCAGAUCCAGGAGCACGAGCAGGGCUCUGCCCUGAGAGAGCAGAUGUCGGGGUACAAACGGAUGCGGCGUCAGCACCAGAAGCAGCUGAUGGGCCUGGAAAACAAGCUGAAGGCCGAGAUGGAUGAGCACCAGCUGAGGCUGGACAAAGAGUUGGAGAAUCAAAGAAACAACUUUUCAUUGGAAGGAGAGAAGCUAUCAAAGAAGCACUUGGCUAUCAUGGAUAAAGAGACAAAGGCAGUCCUGACAGAAGAGAAGAAGUUCCAACAGCACAUCCUGGCUCAGCAGAAGAAGGAGUUGACAAGUUUGCUGGAGUCCCAAAAGCGACAAUAUCGUCAACGCAAAGAGCAGCUCAAAGAGGAACUAAAUGAGAACCAGUCCACACCAAAGCGGGAGAAGCAGGAGUGGUUGGUGCACCAAAAGGAGUGCAUGCAACAGCUGCAGGCUGAGGAGGAGUCGGGUCUGCUGCGCCGGCAGAGGCAGUAUUACGAGCUCCAGUGUCGUCAGUACAAGAGGAAGAUGCUGCUGGCUCGCCACAACUUGGAGCAGGACCUGCUCCGAGAGGACCUGAACAAGAAGCAGACUCUGAAGGACCUGGAGUGUGCUAUGCUGCUGCGCCACCACGAGUCCACCCAGGAGCUGGAGUUUCGGCAGCUUAGUUUGGUGCAGCGCACUCGGGCCGAGCUGAUCCGCACUCAGCACCAAACGGAGCUCACCAACCAGAUGGAGUAUAACAAAAGACGCGAGCAGGAGCUGCGUCAGAAACAUGCUAUGGAGGUCCGUCAACAGCCCAAAAGCCUGAAAGUGAGUGAGAGCACCACCACCACUCAGAGCCAGGCACCACAGAGUGGCUCCUGGGAGGAGGGGAAGCUGGUGGAGGUUGUAGAUCCUGAGCUGGAGAGUCAGUCGGACGACGAAAAGAUUUCUGAUGAUGGGGUCACAGAAGGAGAUGAUGGAUACACAGUUGACGUCUGUGCUGAAGACGAGGAGGUGGAGUUAGGGAGGGACCACAAGAAUGUUAAACAAGAUGAUACUGAAGAGAGAAUACCAAAUAUUACGGAGGAGGAAGAGGAUUGGCAAUUAAAUGAGGAAGAGCUAGAGGUGAGGGAGGUGGAGGGAGAUCAUGGGGAGGAAGAGCACGGUGAGGAAGAGGAUGAUAGCAAGGCUACACAGUUGGAUGCAGAAGAAGAGGAAGAAGGUCGGGGUGUGGCUGACGGGUGUUCAUCUGAGUUUAUAUCCAUGCCCAUUGAAAAGAGAAGACCCCCAGAGCGAGAGUUUGAUGAGCUCUCAGAGUUUUAUUUCCAUGAAAAUCCAGAGGAGUUGGAUCCUGGGCCGGCACCGCUUCCCCCUCCACCUCCCCAGUCAUCUUUCCCUUCUCUUUUCUCUCACAUCAUCUGCCUUCUUCUGUCUCUAUCCGCAGCAGCACGGCCUUCUAACUUUACUCUUCUGGCUCUUUCCAUCUUCCUGCUCUCUCUCCGUCGCUCCCCACCGCUUCCUUCUCUAGCCUCCCUCAUUCUCUCUGCUGAGUUGGCCCUACUGGCGCUUUUCUUCUCCUAUCUCUUCCUGCGUUCCUGCUGCUCACUCUCUCUCUCCACCUUCUUGUACCUCAGCGUCUGGGCCUCUGGGCUCUUCAGCCUGGGGCUCUCCCUCAGUCUUGGGAUCUAUUACAUUCCCAUGAUUCUAAUCUCGGCCUCCUUCCUCAGCUCUCCCUCUCUCUUUCUCUCACUUUACCUGGUGGUGGUGCUGAUUGUCCGGCCGGCCCGUGAGUUUCUCCAGCACGCUCCACGCAAAGUCAAUCGUCUCUGCAUGCGGUUCCUGUUCCGGCUGCCUCGCCCGCUCUUUGCCAUGUGCCAGUCAGUCAUGGGAAGUAUGGCAGAGCGAAAUCUCUACGAGAUGUUUCCGAAAGCUGGACGCAACUGGGGAGUUCGUCAGUCCAACAUUCCAGUUCCCCUGAAAAGUUUGCCUUUAGAGUAUCAGGCGCGGUGCAGGAGCUCCUCGCUGUGGAGCCGGGGCGUGCUCUGGGUCAGACGCUUCAGCAGGCGGCCCCUCGGGGUCCUGGCAGACAUGGCCAAUGCUGUGAUGGUCAAAAUUGCCAGACACGUGAUUAAAAAGCUUCCACCCAUAGUUCGGAGCGGAUUGACCACUCUCGGGCUGCUGAAGGAGGAGACACCGAGUCGGCUGCCCCGACUGCUUCCCCGCGAGGUCAGAGAGAAGAGGGCCAGAGAAAGACUAGCGAGAGAGAGGGAGAGACGGCGGAGAGAAGAGAGGGAGAAGAUGUUCUCUGACACCAGAUGGGAGUGUGGUCUGAGGAGAACUUCUUCAGGCAGAUUUGUGAGGGGGAAGGUCAGACCAUGGAGGUAGAAAUAGUUGAGAGCAAGUUGUUUAUGUGGCACCAGCGGUUCUGCGCCAAACAGAGGAACCUGCUGGCGUUUAGUCUCGCAAUCACGUUUCCUUUGAGAUAUUUCAAUGUUCAAAUCGGCAACUAUGUGGGGUUUUGCACUUGAAACAGUGAAUUUCACAAAAAUCCUCGAAUUGGGACUUGUGCUGUCGAAUAUUGAACCUAUGUGAACAUAUAUCGUGAGCUGAGAGCAGUUUUGCUGUGUGAUUCCUCUCAUGUAGCGGGAAUCCUCAUGCAACAUCUGGCAGCUAAACGAAGUGGUCCUUGUCUUCAUGGCAGAGUAUUCGGAUCAAACUGCUCUUUCCAAAUACGUGUGAAUAGUUACUUGCGUCACAACUACCUAGAAAUUGCAGAAUCGUUUUGUCUGUUCUGCUGUUGAGGAAGCUGCGAGUCUGUGCUGUGACUCAUACAUUUUCUGCAAUCCAGUGGCCGUUGAUCUUCUUUAUAUUUGUUCAGGUAAAUUUUCUUAAAAAUAAUUUUUUUUUGUUUUUGGGAGGGGCGGGAGGUGGAGUGAGGGCUUCAGUUACUGUAACCAAACCCAGUGACGCUUUAAACCUUUUAUUUUUGCUUUUUGUAAAAGUUUAUUUUCAUCACCAUCUUUUUUAUUAUUUUGCUCUUAUUUUCUAAGACAAGUAUUUAAUAGGUGUUUUUAAAUACCGCUGUGCAAUCGUAUGCUGUUUUUUUUGUUUGUUUUUUUAAGUUUAUGUGAUGAGGUGGAGACGGAGCUCUACGCUGAGAUCAAAUCAGUUCAAGACAGUUUUCUUGUCCGCCAUUUCAAUCUCCAAAAAAUGACUGAAGGAAAGUAGGUUAGAGAAUUUCACUAAAGUCAUGUUUGACACUAAAUCUGCUUAAGUGCAAUAAACAUCUGGAACAACAUUAGAUAGCAUCUGGUGGAAGAUUGAGAAUCAUCCAGAAAAUCACAGGGGAUGAUCUUAAGUCGUACAUGACAAUCAUAUAGACAGCAAGUUUGAAGUCUCGACGGUAUUGUAAGUAAGACACUCAAGUGAUUCUGGGUCUGUACAACUGACUCUCCCCCAAUUAGGUCUGAUGUUUCCUCAUCACGGUGAACUCCAUUUUGGCUCAUGCUGCUUGCUCCUAGUCCAAAUGAGCAUGAACUCAAACCGAAUUAUUUUCAGCCCUUGUCUUGUGAUCGUCAUGACACCUUACUGUACCAUUGCCCGUAAAUGGAGUAACUGUAUCUGGUGGGUAAACAGAAAUGCAGUCGGCAAACCAAAACCCUGCCGUUAUUUCAAUGGACAAUUAGUGUCUAUUGACUGUUCCUCAACGUUGAAUUUAAUUUAUAAUCGAUAUUCAGAGUAGCCGCCCCCCAUCUUGGUCCCCUCAGACUUGGCUGUUUGUGUCUUAUUUAUAAUAUGAUGAGGCUUUUGCUGUCCAUGUAAACGCUUUGAGACGCACGUGAUGAGCAAAACCUUUGUGUUUUAGCUAGAGAAACUAUUAUUAUUGCAGUUUCUGCAAUUUUAUUUGAUGAUUUACCAUGUAAACUGAUAUAUUUUCAUAUAAACCUGUAGCCAUCGAGUGCCUUGUGAAAGAUGUCGGCAUGUUGUUCAGUAGCAGGUCGUGCGGUAGAGACAAUCUGUGCUUUAAAAUGAAUUAAUAUAUAUUUGAAACCAGUGUAGCCUUAUUUAUAUGAAGCCAUAGAGACAAUCUCUUGAUGCAGAUUUAUCAGUCCAAAGAUUGGUGCAACUACUGAAUGUGAAAUUUUGGUUGGAGCGAUUCUCCAUCAGAAGAAGAGUAGAAUUAGCUGCAGUUAGUCUGACCUAAAUAUUGAAAGGGUUGUUUUCAUUGAAGGUUAAAUUCAAAGCUUACUUGAAAAUGAAGGAUUUUCACAUUUUGAUUUGACAAAUAUAUUUUCAUAUUGCUCAUGAAUGUCACUUUAUCUGCCAUGGUCCAUCCAAAUAUACUCAAGCUUUUUCCUGUUCCACUGUCUGUUCACGUUUGUAUCCUCCCGAGUGUUUGAGCUUCUGAAUUUAAGUUCUGCAGUAUUUUUAAGUAAGUUCUGUGUUGUACUUCCCAAGUUCUUAUUUCUUCACUUCCAAAUAAAUUUGUUUGUGUUCAA
Synchiropus splendidus (mandarinfish) is the source of this 6372-nucleotide messenger RNA. It is a transcript of the gene taok2b, whose product is annotated as TAO kinase 2b. The record is from RefSeq and is a predicted model, not a curated record. NCBI's taxonomy places the organism in Eukaryota, Metazoa, Chordata, Actinopteri, Syngnathiformes, Callionymidae. Gene Ontology annotation, biological process: protein phosphorylation. The coding region runs from base 545 to 4258 and encodes 1237 amino acids. Gene Ontology annotation, molecular function: protein kinase activity; ATP binding. The transcript is spliced from 17 exons.